Esox lucius (northern pike) is the source of this 1806-nucleotide messenger RNA. RefSeq names its product interferon-induced protein 35 (gene ifi35). Gene Ontology annotation, cellular component: nucleus. The transcript is spliced from 10 exons. Lineage: Eukaryota; Metazoa; Chordata; Actinopteri; Esociformes; Esocidae. The record is from RefSeq and is a predicted model, not a curated record. Bases 124 to 1242 code for a protein of 372 amino acids.
CUUGUUUUUGGCACGCACAAUUUUUACUGACGUAUCAAGACUACGUUCUCAUAAGAAAUCCUAAAAUGAAACCGAAAGACUGAAGUUAACAGCGGUGAACCAGGGUCAAUUUAACUAACAGUCAUGUCACUUGAUGAGGAUUUCUCUCUGGUAAUGGACCCACAAGACCCCCUUCAGCAAAUCUUAACUGAUAUCAACAAAAUGAAGUUGCAACACGGCCAGCUGGUGAAAGAGCAGCAAGACCUUAACAAAGCAAAGUAUGACCAGGAGGACUUGGCUGAAAAGUUCAGAACUCGCACGGUCAGAAUGAAAAAGUCUCUGGAAGAGGAUGAGAUUAUCCAAGCCAGGGAUGUGGAAUCUGAAAGGAACAAGAUGGCUGCCAUGCUUGAUGAGGAAAGCAGGUUGAGGAGGGAGAUCCAGAACACACUCAAAGAACUGCAGCAUGAGGAGCAGAGCACCCAACACCUGAAGCAGCAGACUGAUGUGUCUUCUGCAGUGCCUGAAAAAAGGGUUGUGUUCACUGGCGAGACGGGUAAUGGAGUAAACGCACUCGAUUUUGAUGUGAAACCACGCAUAGUGUAUCCAAUGAAGGAAGGCACUGCGCUGAUCACCUUUGAGGAGGACAUUGUGGCUCAAAAGAUCCUGAACAUGAGGGAGCAUAAGGUGGAUCUGGGCAGUGAUGUAACCAUCACUCUGGAGGCCAAACCUAUACGGCUUCUGCUACCCAGUCAAGUAGAGCUGGACACUCAGGUGUGUCCUCGCCGCAUCUUGGUUUCUAAUCUGCCUAAGAAGAUUCCUGCUGAUCGCUUGCUGGACAAACUGGAGAUCCAUUUUGCCAAAACCAAGAAUGGAGGAGGCGAAGUGGAGGAAUCGGACAUGCUGCAUGAUUCUGGACAUGUGGUCAUCACCUUCACAAAGGACAACGUUGCCAAAGGCCUGACUGACAAGCUGUACCAUGAUGUGGAGUUUGACAAAAAGACCAAGCACAGUGUGAAGGUUACCCCGUUCCUGAACGGAGAGGUCACACAACUUCAGACACGUCUGUCCGUGUGUGGCCGUACAGUGCUGCUUACUGGCAUCCCUGACAUUAUGGAUCAGGAGAACCUCCAGGACCUACUGGAGAUUCACUUCCAAAAAGCAAGUACUGGCGGGGGGGAGGUAGACGCCAUCCUAUUCAACCCAGUGGGACAGCACACACUGGCUGUCUUUGAAGAGGACUGUCCUAUUAAAGACAAGAGCUAAUGGCAGGGCCAGGCACUGGUAGAAUGCCCCCUGGUGUCAGCUGAAUGUUACUGUAAAUCCACUAUCCACUGAUCCACCAUCAGUACAGCGUCAGUCAAAUCCAGCCUGGGGUUCUAUUUAUUACUGGCCUGCUCUCAGAUGUUCUGAUACUGGAAUGUUAGUUGUGAAUUUGUCCAACUGAUUGCCCUUUGGUUCCGCACUGUGAAGUGUAAAUGUAAAACAUGUUUUUUUUCCCCUUCCUGUUUCGAAACAUGCUUGUGCGUACUAUAUAUUAUGAUACAUCUAUAUUUGUAGUUAAUCAAUUUGGGUUUAAUAUUCUGGUAGGAAAAAAGUGAUAUUUAGCAUCGGUUUCAGUGUUAUUAUAUUCGUUUUUUUUGUCUUAGAAAUAAUGUUUAUUCCAUAGCUCUGGAAAUGUGACUAUUCAGUUUACUCAUGCUAUCUUUUGUGUUCUGAAUGAGCAUUGGCAUACAGUACAAUCAAUAAUGUUUAUAAAGUAUUUCCAAUGAAUCAAAUAAGACAUGUUUGUCAUUAAUGAAAGAGAAUUAAACUGCCAGUCUGAGAGAA